CCUGUGCGCUUGGGCUGCUCCGGGAAACCGCUUUUUGAUUUUUUGUUCCCCAGCCCGAAGCGCCUGCCCUUGACCUGGAUCGGGGCUGUGUUAAGGAGUCAGAGGAGCCUUCUCGAGGCUCAGCAGAAGCAGAACACCUGGGAACAUGGCCCUGCGAGAGAGAGGAGCCAGCACCAGCUCCAGGGAUGACAGGCAGGAACAGAACAGUAAUCGUGUUAUUACAAUUGUCUUCCUGGCACUGUUCAUUGACUUGUUGGGAUUCGCUCUCAUCUUGCCACUGUUUCCUUCCAUCCUGGAUUAUUACAGCCAGGCUGAGGAUGGAUUCUAUUUGUCAUUGCAACGUGGUGUGGACUGGUUUGCAGGGAUGGCUGGGAUACCUCCAGAGAGGAAAUACAACAGUGUCUUGUUUGGAGGUCUGAUUGGCUCAAUCUUUUCCAUCCUGCAGUUCUUCUCCUCUCCCCUCACUGGUGCUGUGUCAGACUGCCUGGGCAGAAGGCCUGUCAUCCUGGUGACAGUGAUGGGUUUGAUAGCAUCAUACUCACUCUGGGCUGCCUCUAGGACUUUUGGCGUUUUUCUUCUCUCCAGGAUCGUAGGUGGAAUAAGCAAAGGGAAUGUCAGCCUCUCCACUGCUAUAAUUGCUGACUUGCACUCUCCAAAAGCACGGAGCAAGGGCAUGGCCAUGAUUGGUGUUGCUUUCUCCCUCGGUUUUACCCUGGGCCCCAUGAUCGGUGCUUACCUCGCUAUGGAGACAGAGAAGGGAGAAGUCUUCUAUCUCCGGUCAGCACUGCUAGCACUGCUGUUUGCUGUGGCUGAUUUAGUGUUCAUCUUCUUCCUACUUCCAGAGACACUUCCCAAGGAAAAACGGGUCUCUUCUGUGACAUCUGGAUUUCAGGCAACAGUCGACUUGCUCAGCCCUUUGGCUUUAUUUCAGUUCUCUGCGGUCACCCGAGGAAAGGAAUCCCCUUCCCAGGAGAAUCUUCAGAAUCUCAAAAUUUUGGGGCUGGCUUAUUUCCUGUACCUCUUCCUGUUUUCUGGCUUGGAGUAUACACUGAGUUUUCUCACUCACCAGAGAUUCCACUUCAGCAGCAUGCAGCAGGGCAAGAUGUUUUUCUUUAUUGGAAUAACAAUGGCUGUGAUCCAGGGAGGCUACGCUCGCCGAAUCAAGCCAGGAAAUGAAAUCAGAGCUGUAAAAAGGGCUAUUAUGUUGCUGAUUCCAGCUUUCUUGUUAAUUGGAUGGGCUGCAAAUGUGACCAUGCUGAGUGUUGGACUGUUGCUGUACUCCUUCGCUGCAGCCAUUGUUAUCCCGUGUUUGUCAGCAGUGGUGUCAGGCUAUGGCACUGCCAGCCAGAAGGGACGAGUCAUGGGGAUCCUGAGGAGCCUGGGAGCCCUGGCCAGAGCCCUGGGACCCAUCCUGUCGGCUGCAGUUUACUGGCUGGCUGGGGCCGAGAUUUGCUUCACUGCCUGCGGAGUUUUGUUCCUUGUCCCCUUUGCUUUACUGGGGUCUAUAAAACAGCAGAAAAAGGAGGAGUAAGGAAGGAACCACAAAACUCUCACCAGCUUCCAGAGACUCCUGCAAGACCUGAGUCUUGGCACCUGACCCUGCUGAGCAAAUAGGAAUGUUUUGAUCUUCUGGAAAGAGAUAGAUACACAAUGACUAUUUGCAGCGACAACACACAGCAGUUGCGGCCUCCCAGCCAGGUGGGCUUUGCAAAUAGAA
Messenger RNA from Empidonax traillii (willow flycatcher), 1717 nucleotides. It is a transcript of the gene SLC75A1, whose product is annotated as major facilitator superfamily domain containing 10. NCBI's taxonomy places the organism in Eukaryota, Metazoa, Chordata, Aves, Passeriformes, Tyrannidae. The transcript is spliced from 13 exons. Gene Ontology annotation, molecular function: transmembrane transporter activity. Gene Ontology annotation, biological process: transmembrane transport. The coding region runs from base 146 to 1531 and encodes 461 amino acids. The record is from RefSeq and is a predicted model, not a curated record. Gene Ontology annotation, cellular component: brush border membrane.